UCUGCCCUCCGGCGCCAGUGUGGAAACUGCGUGGCUUCGGAGCCUACGGCUGGAGGGGCGGCACGGGGUUGACGUCAUCCCCCGCGGGGCGGAGCGAGGCGGCCGGGCUGGGGCUCCGCGUGUGCGACGCCCGCCUGUUGCUGGCUCUGAGGAAGUCUUUUUCUUGCUACUCACCGCUUUGCUCAGGUCCGCGCACUUUAGUCUCGCGUGGAGAUGGCAGAUGAUCUUGGAGACGAGUGGUGGAAGAAUCAGCAGGCCGGAGCAGCCAGCAGCCCAGGGGCUAUUUCUUCAGGACUUUUCAAAUGCCAAAAUACCAGAGUCAUCAGAUGGUGAAGGAGGAGGAGAAACAAAAACGAUACAUCAGGAGACAGCUGCAGUUCCUGCAUCAUCAAAAAAAACUGAAAAGCCUAAAGAGUGUUUCUUGAUACAACCAAAGGAAAUAAAAGAAGAUAUCACCAAGACCAAGAAGAGGAAAAAGAAGAAAAUUACUGAUGUUCUUGCAAAAUCAGAGCCAAAACCAGGGACACCUGAAGAUCUACAGAAGCUGAUGAAUGACUACUACAGCAGCAAUCGCUCAGUGAUUGAAUUAGAAGAACUGAGUCUACCAGAUUCCUGUUUCCUCAAGGCCAAUGACUUGACUCACAGUUUUUCAUCCUACCUAAAAGAAAUUUGUCCUAAGUGGGUAAAACUUCGGAAAAACCACAGUGAGAAGAAGUCAGUCCUGAUGCUGAUCGUCUGCAGCUCUGCCGUCCGAGCUCUGGAGCUCAUUAGGUCGAUGACAGCAUUCAGAGGCGACAGCAAAGUUAUAAAAUUGUUUGCAAAACAUAUAAAGGUCCAGGAGCAGGUAAAGUUGUUGGAGAAGCGUGUGGUGCAUCUGGGUGUAGGAACUCCAGGAAGAAUUAAAGAACUCAUUAAACAAGGUGGCCUUAACUUGAACCCUUUAAAGUUUCUGGUAUUUGACUGGAACUGGAGAGAUCAGAAGUUGAGGAGAAUGAUGGACAUUCCCGAGAUAAAAAAGGAGGUUUUUGAACUUUUAGAAUUGGGAGUAUUCAACCUAUGUAAGUCAGAAUCCUUGAAGUUGGGCCUUUUCUAAUCCUGGAUCCUAAUGAAGAUUCCAGUUUUCGCAAUAGAAUUUGCAUCUUAUUUAAUAAUGCAGGUGUAUUACAAGCACUCAAUAAAUCAACUAUUAGUUUUUGUUAUGUUAACCACAUCACCACAUGCAUCACUGGGAAUGCUUGUUUGGGAAGUCUCUAAAAUAAAUGAAUCUGUGUUUUUGCCUACUGCCUCAUACAAUAAAGAAUCACCAGCUUGUAUGUGAA
Molecule: messenger RNA, 1319 nt
Organism: Cavia porcellus (domestic guinea pig)
Lineage: Eukaryota; Metazoa; Chordata; Mammalia; Rodentia; Caviidae
Gene: Cmss1
Product: cms1 ribosomal small subunit homolog
Exons: 11
Coding region: 221-1093 (290 amino acids)
Cellular component (GO): nucleus; 90S preribosome
Source: RefSeq, a predicted model, not a curated record